Molecule: messenger RNA, 2105 nt
Organism: Pteropus alecto (black flying fox)
Lineage: Eukaryota; Metazoa; Chordata; Mammalia; Chiroptera; Pteropodidae
Gene: LAMP1
Product: lysosomal associated membrane protein 1
Exons: 9
Coding region: 103-1245 (380 amino acids)
Cellular component (GO): membrane
Source: RefSeq, a predicted model, not a curated record
GGGGCCCGGCGGCAGCCGCUGCUCCUGCUGCUACUCGCAGGCUUCUUGCACAGUGCGUCAGCAGUGUUUACGGUGAGAGAUGUCAAUGGGACAGCAUGUAUAAUGGCCAACUUCUCCGCUACCUUCUUGACCAACUAUAAUACCAAGAGUGGUUUUAAGAAUGUGAGCUUUGACCUUCCAUCUAAUGCAAAAGUAUUAAAUAGCAGUUCCUGUGGUAAAGAGAAUGCUUCUGACCCCACUCUCAUGAUUGCUUUUGGAGGAGGACAUACACUGACCCUCAAUUUCACAAGAAAUGCAACACGUUACAGUGUCCAGAUGAUGAGUUUUGUUUAUAACUUGGCAGACACACAGAUUUUCCCCAAUGCAAGCUCCAAGGAGAUCAAGACUGUGGAAUCCAUAACUGACAUCAUGGCAGACAUAAAUAAAAAAUACAGAUGUGUGAGCAGCAACCAGAUCCACAUGAAUAAUGUAACUGUCACAUUCCGUGAUGCCACUAUCCAGGCAUACCUUUCAAACAAUAGCUUCAGUAAGGAAGAGACUCGCUGUGAGCAAGAUGAACCUUUCCCGACAGUGCUGCCAACAUCUUACCACCCCUCACCAUCCCCUCCCCACCCUUCACCAUCUCCAAUACCUGAGAGCCCCUCAGUGUACAAGUAUAACGUGAGUGGUGCCAAUGGGACCUGUCUGCUGGCCAACAUGGGGCUGCAGCUGAACAUCACCUACAAGAAGAAGGAUGGCACGGCUGUGACAAGAGUAUUCAAUAUCAACCCAAAUAAGACCCAUGUCAGUGGGAGCUGCACUGACCAGCUGGUGACCCUGGAGCUCCAGAGUGAAAGCAGCACUUUCCUAGUCUUCCAGUUUGGAAUGAAUGCAAGUUCUAGCCGGUUUUUCCUACAAGAAAUUCAGUUGAACACAACUCUUCCUGAUGCCAGAGAUCCCAACUUCAGGGCUGCCAACAGCUCACUGAGAGCACUUCAGGCCACUAUGGGGAAUUCCUACAAGUGUAACGCUGAGGAGCACAUUUGGGUCACAGAGGCCUUUUCUGUCAACGUAUUCAAAGUCUGGGUCCAGGCUUUCCACGUAGAAGGUGACAAGUUUGGGUCUGUGGAAGAAUGUCAGCUGGAUGAGAACAACAUGCUGAUCCCCAUCGCCGUGGGUGGCGCCCUGGCAGGGCUGGUCCUCAUUGUCCUCAUUGCUUACCUCAUCGGCAGGAAGAGGAGCCACGCUGGCUACCAGACGAUUUAGCACCACCUAGCACCACCGUGCUGCUGCAGACUAGCAGCAGCUGCAGGGCCUCUGUUCAUUUCUUUGAGCUUAGAUUGAUGUUGAGGGAGGCACACUUUAUUGCAAACUGAUUUUCAAAUCUGCUUUAUCCAAUGUGAAGUUCAUCUUGCAACAUUUACUAUGCACAAAAUGAGUAUCGAAAUGACGGUGUUAAUUUUGCUAACUGGGUUAAAUAUUUUGCUAACUGGUUAAAUGUUAAUAUUUACCAAAGUAGAACUUUAAGGGUGAGAUAAGAGUGCUUUUCUAAAUGGGCACUGGCUCCACUAUCAUUUGGCUUUUUAAGGUUCCGGUGUUUGGUCUCUUCAUUCUUGACUCAGAUAUAAGCCUUACAAAGGGAGGUCCUCUGUUCUUAACACUUACAACUGAUGAAGGCUAGCUAACUGUUAGACUUAAAUACACUUAAGAAAUUAGUAGAAAAAAAAAUUAAAACAGAAGUGCUUCAAAAGCUGAAAAUCUGGAAUGCUUAAAUUAAGCUUUAGAAACCAGGACAGGCCUGACUCCCAUGGGCUCCACAGCUCAACACAUGAGUGUCAAAGCUUAUGGGGUGUCAAGUCCUUUGGUCUUUCCACGUUCUGCCACUCAAGAGCUGGUACUUUUUUAAAUAGAAAAAAGGGUGUUAUUUUUAUUUACUUUUUUUUGUAAAGUGAUUUUCAGUCUUCUGUUUAAGGUUCAGGGUGAUCCUGUAUCUGCACUUGUGUACAAUAAUCAGUUUCACUCUCUGAUUUAACAGCUUGCAGCUCGGGUGGGCUGUGCACUGAGGAUCCCUUCGUGUAAUGCAUUGCUAUAACAAUGCUAAUAAAAUGUCUCUUUCGUUGUUUGUC